CAAAGGUAGACUCAAACGUUUAUAGAAUUCGACUGCAAGGUUCCUAGAAAAGUUCCACGCAUCGAUUUCAUCGGGAACGUAAUAUCGUUUAAAAGUUGCUAGAAAAUUUACAAAUUAUCGUUAGAUUAUUAGGUCGCAUCAUAAUAGCGGAAAUAUGCGUAUGUAUAUUUUCCUGUUGCUGGUCUUCGUAGCUGAGACGUUAGCUCGAGCAAAAUAUAAAAAGGACACCGACGAUAAUGCCUCAUUCAAGGAUAGUGUCUCGGUUUCUAUGGGUCCAGAUCGUUUAAGCGGAGAAUUUGAAAAAAAUUUCAAUAUGAAACCAUUAAAACCAUUAACUAGUAUACUAGAUAUACUUGGACUAGGUGAUGAAUCAAAAGAAAGCGAAAAGAUAGGCUUCGAUAUCAGUGGCGCAGGUGGAAUCGGGGUUAAACCCAAAUUUUCAAUCGAUAAAAACGGUAUUGAUAUCGGGAUGUCGCUCAACGGCGCGGGCGGUCUGGAUUUUGGAACAUCGGAUGACGUUAAGAACCGCCAGAAGGAAAAGCAUUCCAAUAAACAUAAUGAAUUCGAAACAAAUCACAAAUGGUGGAAGGUGUCCAACAACAAUCAUGAGAUCUCGGGAGCGAUUAGUAAUAAUAAAGAUGGCAAGAAACACAAUAAUGGGCAAAGCGAGUCGCACGAAGAUCGUAAUUAUUGGGAUGAAAGAGGAAUAGUCGUUGUACCUUUCUUUGAUGAAUCGGGCGAUGCCAGCGGAAAUGACGACAAAACACAGUCAAUAAAAAGAAACGAAAUAAAUGAAAAUACCGAUGUAGCAAUAGGAGGCAUUAUCUUCUUACCGUGGGGAGAAUCUGAUGAUACCUCGAGCAAUGGCAAACAUGAGAGCGAAAGUGAAUCUCACAAAUACCAAAAUAAUUACGAUGGAAAGAAGGGAGUCACUGGCAGUACUCACGUAGGAGGAGGAAAAGUUAUAAUCUCUCAUGGCAAUAGUGGGCAGUCCAGUAGUAACGAUAAAGGACAUAAUGGAAAACACCAGAAUAAUUACGAUGAAAAGAAGGAAAGUAGUGGUAUCCAUGUAGGAGGAGGAGGAAAAAUCAAUAUUUCGCAUAGCAAUGGUGGCCAAUCUAGCAGUAACGAUAAAAAGCAAAAUAACGGUAAAAAGCAAAAUAAUCACGAUGGUAAGAAGGAAGGCACUGGUAUCCAUGUAGGAGGAGGAGGUAAAAUUAUAAUUUCUCAUGGCAAUAGUGAGCAAACCAGUGAACAACACAAUGGAAAACACCAGAAUAAUCACGAUGGAAAGAAAGAAGGCACUAUCCAUGUAGGAGGAGGAGGAAAAGUUAUAAUCUCUCAUGGCAAUAAUGGGCAAUCUAAUAGUAAUAAUAAAGAACACGACGGAAAACACCAGAAUAAUUACAAUGAAAAGAAGGAAAGCACUGAUAUUCAUGCAGCAGGAGGGGGAGGUAAAGUCAUAAUUUCCCAUGGUAAUAGUGGACAAACCAGUGAACAACACGGUGGAAAACACCAGAAUAAUCAUGGUGAAGAGAAAGAAGGCAGCAUCCAUAUAGGAGGAGGAGGAAAAGUUAUAAUCACUCAUGGCAAUAAUGGGCAAUCUAGUAGUAAUGAUAAAGAGUACAACGGAAAACACCAGAAUAAUCAAGAUGGAAAGAAGGAAGGCACUGAUAUUCAUGCAGCAGGAGGGGGAGGUAAAGUUAUAAUUUCCCAUGGUAAUAGUGGGCAAAGCAGUGAACAACACAAUGGAAAACACCAGAAUAAUCACGAUGGAAAGAAAGAAAGCAGCAUCCAUGUAGGAGGAGGAGGAAAAGUUAUAAUCUCGCAUGGACAAUCUAAUGGUAAUGAUCGAGGAUAUAACGGAAAAGAUAAUCAAAGUAGUCAUAUUAAAAAAGGAGGUAGUGUCGUAAUUUCGCAUGAAGGACAUCAUAGUGGUCACAACGUAUCAAAAGAACAUCAAGAGUCAUCGGCGAAAAAUGGGACUAAGAAAGACAGGAAAGAUGGUGAGCUAAAGGGAGGAAAUAACCAUAUAGGUGGAAUAAUAAAUACUACACUGUCGCGUAAUCACAACGGAAAAUCCAGUGGCGAUGGUAAAAAACACAAUAGCGGCGGAAAUGGGGGCAUUAUCAGUCAUGGAAUAGGAGGAAGUACCGCUCACGGCAAUAAUAACAGUGUAAAAGGCAUAAACGGGACUAUCAAUGGGAACCAUGGAAGCCGAAGUGGGAAUUCCACCGGACAUGGUAGCCUGAUAUCGACAGAUGGGAAAGGAUCGGGCAAACACGACAAACACGACGAACGUUCAAAUAACUGCAACAGAUUUCUCGAAAAUAAAAAUGCGGAAAAUGGGAAAUGUGGUAGCGAUAUAAAGAACACGCUGAAGUCUUUUCAAACAAUGUCUCACUAUGUGGGCGACAUCUUUUAUUCCUUGCUGGAGAUGAAGGAGGCCGAUCUACGCAACACGCUAUGUCACAUUUUACCUCGCAACAGUAAACUCUCGUGCCACCUAGGUUGUAAUAUUCUACGUGCCAGAUCUAUCUAUAAAGUUGCCUGAAGCAAUGUCGUUAAACGUUACACUUAUCGUCUCAGUAAAGAUUAAGGCCGAUAUUCACAGCUGGAUCUUAUAUUUAAGACAAUCUUAAGUUCCCCUUCAGUCCCCCUUACUCCGUAACCAAUGAAAUGAUCCGCAUAUCGUCUGAAGAUACUUAAAACGAUCUUAAAUAUAAAAUCCGACUAUGAAUACUA
Odontomachus brunneus is the source of this 2745-nucleotide messenger RNA. Its product is annotated as hornerin-like. Bases 155 to 2554 code for a protein of 799 amino acids. The transcript has 4 exons. The record is from RefSeq and is a predicted model, not a curated record. NCBI's taxonomy places the organism in Eukaryota, Metazoa, Arthropoda, Insecta, Hymenoptera, Formicidae.